Cyclocybe aegerita is the source of this 1146-nucleotide messenger RNA. The record is from the annotation of a GenBank genome assembly. Lineage: Eukaryota; Fungi; Basidiomycota; Agaricomycetes; Agaricales; Hemipholiotaceae.
AUGUCGUCCCAAUCUUCCCACUACACCCCUGCCCGCCCCACCUCCUCCCGGCACCACGUCAAGAACCUCCUCCACGUCCUCCGGCGCGCCAACGCGCACUACUCCCAGCUCGCCGCGUCCAUUCGCGCCUCCCUCACGCCCACGCACCACGCACGCAAAAGGGCCCGGGCACUGCGCCUCCAGGUGUCCACCCAAGCCGCGCGCAAGCUCGAGUAUACGCAGGUGAGCGUCCUGCCCCUACCGGUGCUUGAGCUAGGAGAGGAGGGUGUUGAGGAAGUGGCGAUGAGGGAGGUGAGGGCGAAGGAGAGCAGGAUCGUCGCUCCGAUCCCGCGCCGCGCGACGGAGAUGGCGCUCAAACAGCUCGAGGAGGAACGCGCGAUCAGGCGCGCACAGCGCCCCGUCCUUCGAUGCGCGAUCCCCUCCGUACAGGUUCAGCCUGCUGCCCACGGCCAAGACGCGGCGUCGGGUGUCAGCGUCGCCUCGUCCGUCUCGGUCUACUCUACGGUCACCGUCGAGCUCACUCCCGCCUCUGCCCUCAACGCCAGCUACGCCGUCGAGGAACGUUCACGCUGGUCCUGCACGACGAUCGACCCACAAGACUCUCAGGAGGUGGUGAUGGCGAUGGUAAUGGACGACGAAGAGGAGAUGGACCAGAUGGAGAUCCCCGAGGUGUCGAUCGAGCACUCGCCCGUCGACUACAGCCCCUCGAUGAUGGACGACGUACCCGUCACCGCCGAGACUUCCAUCGACAUGCAAACCCAAGUUGGCGGCGCUCCCAGCCCCGCAGCCCGGCCCCGUAUGCCAAGGGCCAGACAGCACACCUACGCCCACACGCACACGCACGCGAUACCCGCCCUGCCCCCCACGCUGGACGUCCCCGUCGACGUCGCGCGCCUCAGCUGGGGCUCCGACAUCUUCUCCUCUUCCGCCUCCGCUGCGUUGUCCUCCGCCUCCGCCACCGACUCGAGUGGCCUCCUCACCCCGGAGGACAACGAGAAGCUCAUGAUCAGGAUCAAGCGCAAGUCUGGCGCCUUUGAGCAGGAAGCUGAAGAGGAGAUGCAGGUCGCCGUGGAGGAGAAGAGGCCUAAGUAUGGCCGUAAGGAGUGGGUGACGCCUGCGCGCCGCGUUUACCCUCGCCGGUUCUGA